AUGGCCAGUACAACUCAGACAUCGACAUCGGCGGUGAUCACCACGCUUGUGGCUAACCUUAUUUUUUUCGGAGUGUUUGUUACUUGCUUUCUUCUUUUGAGGCUCAAAUUCAAAAGAAUAUACUCUCCCAAAAGUUCCUAUGAUCUUGUUCCCGAAGAUAAAAGACCUGAACCACUCCCAGUGGAUCCCUUUAGAUGGAUCUAUAUUCUUUUGACCAAACCUCAUACUUUCAUAAUUCAGCACUGUGGACUCGAUGGAUACCUUUUCUUGAGGUACUUGUUGGUACUUGCUUCGUGUUUCAUUUUUGGCAUGUUGAUGUACAUGGUUUUGUUGCCCAUUAAUGCUGCUAAUGGUGCGGGGCACGAAGGGUUUGAUCAGCUUUCGAUUUCCAACGUAAAACACAAAGGUAGGUACUAUGCUCAUGUUUUCGUAGGAUGGGCAUUCUACGGUGGAAUUGUGUUUGUUAUUUACAGAGAGCUCUUCUUUUUCAACUCGUUGCGUUCAGCGGCGAUUUCCAGUCCUAAAAACGCUUCCAAGGUGUCGGCAAGAACAGUUUUGUUUCAAAGUGUUCCAAACCCAUUGCUUGACGAAAAGCAGUUUUACAAGCUUUUCAACGGCGUGAAGAGAAUCUAUGUUGCGAGAACCUCCAGAAAAUUGGAGAGCUCUGUGAGAAGAAGAGAAGCAUUGUGUAUGAAGCUCGAGGCUGCCGAGAACAAACUCUUGAAGACGGCUAUGAAAGCCAAAUUGAAAGCCGACAAGAAAGGAACUCCCAUUGAGGGCACAGACAUAAACUCCUACGUUCCCGAAAAGAAGAGACCAAGACACAAGGCGGGAGGCUUUUUUUCAAAGAAAGUCGAUACAAUCAACUAUUGUCUUGAGGAAAUCCCCAAAAUUGAUGCCAAGGUCAAAGAGUUACAGAAAGACUACCGUUCAUCGAAAGUCAAAAAUUCCAUUUUCGUCGAGUUUGAAGACCAGUAUACCGCUCAGUUGGCGUACCAAUCAGCCACCUACCACAAUCCUUUGAGAAUGAGCCCUGCUACCACUAAUGUUGAACCGGCGGAGAUCUACUGGCCCAACAUGAGAAUGUACUGGUGGGAACAGAUAUUUAGAAGAUUCACAUCAAUUGGUUUUAUUACGGCACUUGUGAUCUUUUGGGCUAUUCCUGUGGCUUUUGUGGGUGUGAUUUCCAACAUUACUUAUUUGACAAACAAGUUGCCAUGGUUACGUUGGAUCUUGAACUUGCCAGACCAGCUUCUAGGCUUGGUGACUGGUCUUUUGCCCACUAUCAUGUUAGCUAUCUUGAUGGCAUUACUACCGAUUUUCAUUCGUCACAUGGCUAAGGUUGCCGGAGCCGUAUCACUCCAGCAAAUUGAAUUGUUCACUCAAAGCGCUUACUUUGGCUUUUUAAUCAUCAACUCGUUCUUGGUCAUCACCAUUGCAUCGUCUGCUACAUCCGUCGUUACGCAAAUUAUAGACAAGCCGCUGUCUGCCAUGUCGUUGUUGGCGAACAAUUUACCAAAGGCUUCAAAUUUCUACAUUUCCUACGUUAUUUUGCAAGGCUUGUCCAUUAGCAGUGCUUCUUUGUUUCAAGUUGUUGGAUUGUUCUUGUACUACAUCUUGGGUGCCAUAAUGGACUCUACCGUACGGAAAAAGUGGGGCAGAUUUGAAGGUUUGGGAGCUCCUGGAUGGGGAACCACCUUCCCAGUCUACACCAAUAUUGCCUGUAUUGUGUUUGCAUACUCAGUUAUUUCGCCGUUGAUUUUGGCUUUUGCUACAGUUGCGUUUUUGUUGGUCUACAUUGCAUUCGCUUAUAACUUGUCUUACGUCAAUAUCGAGGCUCCAGAGACUUAUGGACUCCACUACCCACGGGCGUUGUUCCAGACUUUCACCGGUAUAUACUUGGGACAAGUUUGUAUGCUUGGUAUAUUUGCGGUUGGUAAAGGUUGGGGCCCCAUUGUGUUGCAAGCCAUUGGCAUUGGAAUGACUGUCUUUGCCCAUAUUAACCUCAAUCAAGCAUUCGACCACUUGAUUCAUGUGGUUCCACUCGAUUGUAUGAGGCCAUUAGAUGGUGUUUCCAACACUGCUUCAUUCAAAGGUACGAGUGAGUACCAAGAAAAGGUGUUAAGCAAGAGAAAACGUCACCACCAGCUCCACAAGGAACUUCAAAGAGAAGAAGAAAAACACCUCGAAGUUAAAGAUGGACUCGCUGGAGAAGAUGUCUUUGCUGAUGCGAAUGAACAUUCCAUCGUUCCUCUUAUAGCAGACAGAGACUUCAAGAGUACAGCCAAACACAACUUUUUGAUUCGUUUCUUCCGUCCUGACAUCUACAUGAACUACAGACUGGCCAAACUGUUAUUACCUGCCACCUACAAUGUUGAAGCUGAAAUAGCUCCAAACAAACAUGCAUACGACAUGCCUAGUGUCACGGCGCAAAAACCAACAUUGUGGAUUCCUAGAGACCCUAUGGGCUUAUCUAGGGUGCAAGUGGAGGAGCUUUCCAAGGUGGUUGACGUUACCGAUGAAAACGCCGGCUUUAGCGACAAAGGAAAGAUUAUCUAUUUGGGAAAGCCACCAUUUUAG
Molecule: messenger RNA, 2580 nt
Organism: Meyerozyma guilliermondii ATCC 6260
Lineage: Eukaryota; Fungi; Ascomycota; Pichiomycetes; Serinales; Debaryomycetaceae
Exons: 1
Coding region: 1-2580 (859 amino acids)
Cellular component (GO): plasma membrane
Molecular function (GO): calcium-activated cation channel activity
Source: RefSeq, a predicted model, not a curated record